Messenger RNA from Rotaria sordida, 1680 nucleotides. NCBI's taxonomy places the organism in Eukaryota, Metazoa, Rotifera, Eurotatoria, Philodinida, Philodinidae. The record is from the annotation of a GenBank genome assembly.
AUGAUUCGAUGGAUAAAUUUGAUUCUUUUAUUCUAUUAUUUUUCAAAUGUGAAUCCAUUACCAUUACCCUACAAUCAAUAUUCUUAUAUGUUGGCUAGAAACAAGAUUAAACAAAACGAUGAAAUGGGACCAAUAAAACAUAGUUUGAAUAAAAAAGAAGUGAUUGUUAAUUUCUAUUUGGAAUGGAUUCGAACAAAUGAAUUUAUUAGAACACGAACAUAUUUUUAUCCUGCACGACCUAUUGAAACUGAAAUUGAAAAUAUCACCAAUAAUCCCUUGUAUCAACUUCUCAAGUUAUUCCCAAAAGGUGGAAAUUUACAUAUACAUGAAUCUCAAGUUCUCGAUCGAAAAUUGUUACUCGAAUCAAUUCUUAAUUCGGAAGAAGACAAAUAUUUAUACAUAUGUGAUCAAGAAAAUUGCACAACUAAUAAAUAUUUUCUCAGUAUUUUUCGAUCAACACCUUCCAAUGAUUGGACCAAAGUAAAAGAUUCAAAUUGGACCGUUGUCGAUAUUCUGAAAAAGACAACUUUGAUUGGCAUUCUUAAUGAUCUACGUACACCUAUCUAUCCGACCGAUAGUAGAAGUCGAUGGCAUGUUGCCAAUAGUCAUGGCGUAUUUGAUUUUUAUGAUGAUGUGAUUCGUUACAAUACAACACGAUUCAAUUAUAUGAGAAUGGUUUUAGACAAUGCUCUAGAAGAAAAUAUUCAAUUGCUUGAAUUUCGACGAAAUUCUUUCGGAACUCUUUUCUAUUAUGAUGAUAAUGGAACGAAAAUCCUAAUUGAUCCCUACGAAGAAUUGAAUAGACUAACAAAAUUCAAAAAUGAUUACAUGAAAAAUAAUCCAAAAUUGAUCGAUUUUGUAUUUUUAAUGCAUGCAUUGAGAUUUCGAUCCGAAGAACAAGUUAAAAAUGAUCUCAAACGGUUCGUCCGUCUUCAGCAAGCCUUUCCUGAUUUUGUUCGUGGUUAUGAUUUAGUUGGAGAAGAAGAUCAAGGACAUACGUUGUUAUUUCAUAGUCAUAAUUUGAUGGAAGUUUUCAAUGAAUCGUUUGCUCCGUAUUUGCAUGCUGGUGAAACAAAUUGGCCCGAAGAACAUAUUCUUAGUAAUGAUGUAGAUGGUGUCAGUACAUUCGAAAAUAUCUAUGAUGCUCUCAUCUUUCGAACCCGCCGUAUUGGUCAUGGAUUAAGUUUAAUUAAACGCCCAGAUCUAUAUAAAUACAUACGUCAAUAUCAAAUUCCGAUUGAGAUCUGUUUGGCUAGUAAUCAAAUAUUGGGCUAUACAGCUGAUCUGCGCAACCAUCCAGGUAUUACAUAUCAUCGUAGUGGUAUUCCCAUUGUACUGGCUGGUGAUGAUCCUGGAAGUUUUGGAUACAAUCAACUGACUGUCGAUUAUUAUUUAGCGACGAUGGCAUGGGCUUUGAAUUUGGCUGAUCUUAAGCAAAUUGCUCGAAAUUCAAUUCAAUAUAGUUCCAUUCCGAUAAUGAUGAAGGAGCAGGAUGCUGAUGGAAAAACAAAUAAUAAAGAAGUUAACAUAGAUGGAACAAAUGAAAUAAGAUAUCCAAUAAGAGAUAGCCAUGAACCACUAGUUGACUUCAUACAACCUCCAACGAAAGAAAUAAUUAGACGUGGCACAGCAAGAAUAACUAAAACAAAUGGAGCGAUUAUUAAAUUUAUGUGUUCUUGA